This is a messenger RNA of Suillus subalutaceus, 707 nucleotides long. RefSeq lists its product as uncharacterized. Bases 18 to 512 code for a protein of 164 amino acids. Lineage: Eukaryota; Fungi; Basidiomycota; Agaricomycetes; Boletales; Suillaceae. The transcript has a single exon. The record is from RefSeq and is a predicted model, not a curated record.
AGGAUUUGGGGCUCGCCAUGUUUCUCUAUGAAAAGUUCAUCCACCACAAAGAGCCUCUAGAAGAGUUGUCAGAAGCUGACCUUCUGCAAGCGUCGGAGGAAUAUUUGGCAGUUCAUCCGUCAAAUGAGGCCGGCUCGUGUACUGAGGACCACCCUGAACCCUCCCAAGACGGUCCUACUGAAGUUGGCGUCCCAGGUAAUACGUGGCAAUGUGGCUGGAUGGAUGAGACCACAAAUCGGAGGUGCCCUGAACUCGUACCAGCAGGUCUGCAACCGAUGCUCUCACAUCUAAACACGGUGCACAAUGUUUGUGGGUCAGAGAGAAUCUCAAUGGAGUGCAAGUGGGCUGUACCCUGCUCAGGCUACGAAUUCCCGUGCGGGAACAUAUCCCAGCGUCGCAAUAUUCCCCGCCAUAUAGCGAAGCAUCUGGGUUUGCGUUAUGGGUGCAAACUAUGCGGCAAAGACUUUGCCCGCUCAGAUCUUUUAAAGUAUCAUGAACGUAAGGAUCACUAGGUCCAAGACACUAGUGCAUCAGAUGCUAAAUUGCACAGCUGGCCCGGGUGAGCAUUUCGGAUAUCAUGUAAAGCAGUCGAACUUACUCAUCGCUGGCCAGGUUUUAUCAUGAAUCGACGUUUCUCCUACACACAUGUAAUCAAUGAAGCCAUUACUCAUAUAUACCAACGUACCGUUUUUCGUCGCUUGAAUUUA